Cherax quadricarinatus is the source of this 1085-nucleotide messenger RNA. The record is from RefSeq and is a predicted model, not a curated record. NCBI's taxonomy places the organism in Eukaryota, Metazoa, Arthropoda, Malacostraca, Decapoda, Parastacidae.
AUGGAAGAUAAUUGGUUCUACUAUUUGGCAUCAGAGUUGUAUUGCCGAAGUGGAGCUCAUUCUGACUACUACAGGGCUGCUCUCCGCUACCUUGGUUGCACAGAGGUGGAUGACAUGGAAGCGGAGGCCAAGAAUAAGCAAGCUUUUUAUCUUGGACUUGCUGCACUCCUAGGUGAUGGCAUCUACAAUUUUGGAGAACUGCUUGCCCAUCCAAUUCUUGAAGCACUGAAAGGAUCUUCAUCUGAGUGGUUAUUAGAGUUACUGCUGGCAUUCAAUCAAGGAAAUAUUAGUACAUUUGAAGCCAUGAAGCCCCAGUGGAGCACUCAACCAGACCUGUUGACUAAAGAGAACCAGUUGAGAGAGAAAAUCCGACUAUUAUGUCUAAUGGAGAUGACGUUCCAGCGCAAGGCUUGGGACCGCCAACUAACAUUUGCAGAAAUUGCCCGAGAAACAGGACUCCCAGAGAACCAAGUUGAAGUAAUGGUGAUGCGUGCACUUUCUCUUGGUCUUGUCCGUGGUACCAUUGACCAGGUAGACAGCAAAGUUAACAUAACCUGGUUCAACCUAGAGUUCUUGAACAAGAAGCAGCUUGCAUCAAUGAUGGAGAGAUUGACAGACUGGUGUAAAGAUGUCAGCAGUAUGCAGAACCUUCUACAAGACCAAGCCAGUACUAUUCUCACACUAUGAAUUAUUUAUUUCCCACUGAAGUAUGUUAUCUCAAAUACAUUUAUAUUCAUAGCUAUUUGUACACAGGUAACUUCGUACUUUUAUGUGAAUUUCUUCUGUAACUUUGUAACAUCUGCAAGAAAUUCAGAGAAGUAAAAUAUUCAGUUUUUUAAUUAGACUCUUUCUUUGGGGGGAUAGUUAGUGUUAAUCUGUUGCCUAUUUGUGAUUAAAAUACGUGCAUAAAUUUCAGUAAGCUUUUUGUGACAAAAGUAUAAUAGGAAUUGUUAAAAUUAGGAACAUUAACAAGAUUUGUUUUUCUUUGAUAAUAAAUAUAGAACAUUUGUAAUAAUUUUAUAUAUUUAUUUUUAUGAAUUAUGUGCUCUGUGAAGACUAAAAGAUAAAGAUUUUUGAUAAGCAUA